Messenger RNA from Botrytis fragariae, 222 nucleotides. RefSeq lists its product as uncharacterized. The record is from RefSeq and is a predicted model, not a curated record. The transcript is spliced from 2 exons. Lineage: Eukaryota; Fungi; Ascomycota; Leotiomycetes; Helotiales; Sclerotiniaceae. Bases 1 to 222 code for a protein of 73 amino acids.
AUGACUGGUCUUCAAACCAACAAACCAACAUCGCUUACCAAGCUCAACUCUUCGCCAGGCAUCCACUCCCCAACGUCCAGUGGUCAAUUUAUACCAAAAAUCAAGUAUGAGGGAAGAGUCAUGCCGCCCGUGGUCCUCGCUUUACAAAUCCUUCGUUUUCAACACGUCGGGCUCUCUUUUCUAUGUACGCCAUCUACGACAAUGCGUUUAUCGACACAGUAA